UUACAGGCGCUAUGAUGCAAACCAAGAGAACCAGUUCUGGUUUCCGGUCUGACCCACGUCUCCUACCACGUAUCCGUGAUACUUGGCAAGCGAAUGAAGGAUAUGACGCGGAGGAUCUCGCCUAUCAUCUUCAACAAACCUAUCCAGAAUAUUCACGGCGGAAAUUUCGCGAUUUUUUGAAGUCAGUCGAAAUUGGACUUCGAAUGAUAAAGAAUGCUAACGUGGUAGAUGACGUGGUCGAUCUGACGAAGGAAUCUAAUGAUACUUCAGCAAUUGUGGAACGAAAGCGAAAGCUAAUGACGAAAACUGUCAAGAAGCUUAGUCCUGCUAAGGACAAACCGGAAACUGGUUUGAAGAAGCCUCGAAAAUUAUAUGCAUCAUUUGGAUCGCUGUACAAAACAGAAAUUAAUGUCGAGCCAAGUGCAUCGCACGUAACGUUCUCAGAUAUCGGUGGUUGCGAGCAGCAGCUUUUGGAAGUUUGCAGUUUCGUCAUGUAUCUUUUACAUCCAGAAAUUGAUGGUCUGCUUGGAGUUACACAUCCUUCUGGCUUUUUGCUUCAUGGUCCUCCUGGAUGUGGAAAAACAUUAUUUGCUCAAGCCAUUGCAGGGCAGUUCAAGCUACCAAUUUUAAAAGUGGCAGUAACAGAAUUGGUUUCUGGAGUAUCCGGCGAAACCGAGCAAAAAAUACGAUUAUUAUUCAACAAAGCGAUCGAAGUAGCACCAUGUGUUUUACUUUUGGAUGAUAUCGAUGCCAUUGCCUCCAAACGGGAUAAUGCACAACGUGAAAUGGAGAGACGUAUUGUAUCACAGCUUGUUGCUUGUCUUGAUGAUUUGUCAAAUCCGAGAGAAGAUGUCGAACUGAACGCGGACAGCACAGAUGUCGAUCUUUCAAUUAGAAAAAUACGUAAAGGGAAUCUAGUUCUUGUAAUAGGUACCACAAGCAGAGUAGAAACUAUAGAUCCAGCUCUACGAAGAGCUGGUCGUUUCGAUAAGGAAAUAGCGUUGGGAAUCCCGGAUAAACGUACUAGAUUGAAAAUAUUGGAGAUUGUUUGCAGAAGCCUUCGAUUGAAUGACAGAGUAGUACUACAAGAAUUGGCACGUCUUACUCCAGGAUAUGUGGGAGCUGAUCUUAAAGCUCUAUCGAAGGAAGCAGCAUUAUGUGCAGUGAAAAGAGCAGUAAAUGGGAUAUUCGAAGCAGCAGGUGAACGUAAAUAUGGGAAGAAGAAAAUUGAAGAGACCGAGUUAGAAUUACAGAAAAUGCUUACUUGGCUAGAGUCAUCGCAGCAAUUGGAUGAUAAUGAUUUACGGAAAAUUCGUGUAACGAUGGAAGAUUUCAAUAGCGCAUUAACAUUGGUGGAUCCAUCGGCUAAACGUGAAGGAUUCGUCACUGUUCCAGAUAUCACUUGGAACGAUAUUGGUGCACUAGAAAGCGUUCGCGAAGAGCUGAAAUGGAGCAUACUGAUUCCUAUCCAACAACCUGAACUUUUUUGUGAAUUUGGAAUGGAAAGUAGGCCUCAAGGAAUACUGCUAUGUGGACCACCAGGUUGUGGUAAAACAUUACUGGCGAAAGCUGUUGCCAAUGAAAGUGGCAUGAAUUUCAUUAGCAUCAAAGGGCCUGAAUUACUAAGCAUGUAUGUUGGAGAAAGUGAAAGAGCAGUGCGUACCGUUUUCCAAAGGGCAAGAGAUUCUUCACCGUGUGUCAUUUUCUUCGAUGAAAUUGAUGCACUUUGUCCAAAACGAACAAGCAAUGAGACAAGUGGAAGUUCACGGUUGGUAAACCAAUUGCUCACAGAAAUGGAUGGUGUAGAAAUCCGGAAAGAAGUAUUUCUAAUUGGAGCAACAAAUCGUCCGGACAUUGUUGAUGGCGCUGUUUUACGUCCUGGAAGGUUGGAUAAAAUACUUUUUGUUGAUUUUCCAAAUAUGAAAGAGAAAGAAGACAUCCUUUGCAAAAUAACGAAAAACGGAAGACGUCCUCACUUAUCAGACGAUUUUUCUUACAAAAGUAUUGUUGCAGACCCUGCUCUCGAGUGGUUCACUGGAGCUGACAUAGCGGCACUUGUGCAUGAAGCGGGUAUUAUAGCUAUGCAGGAAAGCAUAUCUGGAAGCAACACAGAUGGAUGUCAUCGAGUGACUAUGAGACACUUCCAAAAUGCGGCCAGGAGGAUAAGGCCGUCUGUCCCAGAAAAAGACCGAAUUGUUUAUCAGAAGUUGAAGGAAAUGUAUGGAAAAUUGAAAUAACUAUAAAUUUAUGUUUAAAUUAAAAUAAAAUCGUGAAGAAAAUGAAGUGAACUAGUCAUUAAAUUGUGUACUUUACAGUACUUCUGAACGUAUUAUGGCUACAGCAGAGCGUGUUUUAG
Messenger RNA from Loa loa (African eye worm), 2356 nucleotides. Its product is annotated as ATPase. Lineage: Eukaryota; Metazoa; Nematoda; Chromadorea; Rhabditida; Onchocercidae. The record is from RefSeq and is a predicted model, not a curated record. Gene Ontology annotation, cellular component: nucleus. The transcript has 17 exons. Gene Ontology annotation, molecular function: RNA binding; preribosome binding; ATP hydrolysis activity. Gene Ontology annotation, biological process: ribosome biogenesis. Bases 12 to 2237 code for a protein of 741 amino acids.